This is a messenger RNA of Cyclocybe aegerita, 687 nucleotides long. NCBI's taxonomy places the organism in Eukaryota, Fungi, Basidiomycota, Agaricomycetes, Agaricales, Hemipholiotaceae. The record is from the annotation of a GenBank genome assembly.
AUGAAAUCAUCGUAUGAGUUCCCAGUUUGUGUUCUUCAAUGGACAGAUAGAUCAGAGGAGGGUAGGGCAAACUUGUUGGAAGUUGUUGAUGAGUUUCGGACGUUCGUUAGACCAACAUGGAGGUCAACACUAUCAGAUUUCUGUACGGAGCUGACAGGCAUCACUCAGGAACAAGUGGAUUCUGCACCAUUGUUUCCUGAAGUUUUGGUUAAUUUGGAGGCAUUCCUAGUAAAGAAUGGCCUAAUAGAGAAGGGCACACGCAAACGCCUAAAGCGGUUUUGUUGGUGCAGCGACGGUCCGUUCGAUAUCCGGGAUUUUGUCGUAAAACAAUGCUUCAUAUCCCAGGUUGAAAUGCCAUCGUGGGUGCAAGGAGAUGUUCUGGAUGUUCGUUCCGUAGUUCUGGAAUGGCUAAGCUCACAACCAGCCCUGCCCACUGAAGGAGGACUCCCUUUUGAGGGUCUAACCCGGCGCACGUUAAACAUAUCUGCGCAAUUGAAUGUGCUUAGUUUGCCGAAGUUUGAAGGUCGACAACAUAGUGGCAUAGACGAUACCCGUAACAUCGCGAAGAUUGUGACCGAACUUGCUCGUCGGGAUGUGUGCUUGCUGCCGAAUACCGCCAUAAAUCCAGGUAGGAGAUGGCGUUGGAUGGGAAAGCACGGACAGGUUUUGGAGGAGUUUUUGACUUGA